GUGAACUCGAGGGACAGUGUACGUACAUGUACAUCUAAUCAAGUGUAUCAACGCGUAGAAUUGCCUUCGUCAUGUUGACUUUUACUCGAAGCGUCAUUAUUCUGAUUUUCGUGUCUUCAUUCAUAAUCACAUAUUGUCAAGAUGGCGACAAAGCACAUCCAUCGACAGGAAGUACAGCAGACAAACAUUCAGAAGCGACGUCCUCCUCUGACAAGGAUUCAUCGCAAUCAGAAUAUGGUCGUGGUUCUGCCUGUUCGUAUUGCAUCUAUGCUAAAUUCUGUGAUCUGUGUGAAAAAGACUGCCCUUGUGAAACAAGCAAGUCUAAGCCAAACUGCCAUAUGUGUAAGUACUGUCGUUUUUGCUCUCUGACCAGACUAUGUGACACAAUCUGCAGGCCUGGAGGAAUCAUUGACACAGUUUCAUCUUCUUUGUGGAGCGCACUGCCAUCAUGGAACAAAGAUGAUCUUCAACGCGACAUCGAAACAGUGAAAGACUAUUUGUAAUAAAAAUGGUUCUCAGACAAUUAAUUGUCGUGUCCAAUUGGUUCAUAGCAAUCAUGUUGUCAUUUCUACGCAA
This is a messenger RNA of Corticium candelabrum, 576 nucleotides long. Its product is annotated as sarcoplasmic reticulum histidine-rich calcium-binding protein-like. Gene Ontology annotation, molecular function: calcium ion binding. NCBI's taxonomy places the organism in Eukaryota, Metazoa, Porifera, Homoscleromorpha, Homosclerophorida, Plakinidae. Bases 72 to 503 code for a protein of 143 amino acids. The record is from RefSeq and is a predicted model, not a curated record. The transcript is spliced from 5 exons.